This is a messenger RNA of Drosophila ficusphila, 541 nucleotides long. It is a transcript of the gene mRpS14, whose product is annotated as 28S ribosomal protein S14, mitochondrial. The record is from RefSeq and is a predicted model, not a curated record. The transcript has 2 exons. Gene Ontology annotation, cellular component: mitochondrial small ribosomal subunit; ribosome. Gene Ontology annotation, biological process: translation. NCBI's taxonomy places the organism in Eukaryota, Metazoa, Arthropoda, Insecta, Diptera, Drosophilidae. Gene Ontology annotation, molecular function: structural constituent of ribosome. Bases 72 to 458 code for a protein of 128 amino acids.
CAUAUUUAAUCGAUAGUUGGUCUACGACAGAAUAAGAAGAAGAGCAACACCACCGGCAGGAGCAACAAAAUAUGAAUUCUCUGGCCAGGAUUGGGGGCUUUGUCUGCCAGUCGGUGCAAAUCGCCGGCUGUGGGCUGCAGCAGGUGCGCACAAAGUACGCCGAUUGGAAGAUGAUCCGCGAUGUCAAGCGACGCAAAUGCGUCCGCGAGAACGCCGUGGAACGGUUGCGCGUGAAUUCUCUCCGCAAGAACGACAUCCUGCCUCCAGAACUCCGCGAGCUGGCUGAUGCUGAAAUUGCUGCCUUUCCGCGCGAUUCAUCGCUGGUUCGAGUGCGGGAACGCUGUGCUCUUACGUCACGACCCCGUGGAGUUGUCCACAAGUAUCGACUUAGCCGAAUCGUAUGGCGCCACUUGGCUGACUACAACAAGCUAUCCGGCGUGCAGCGCGCCAUGUGGUAGUGACUCCUUCUGUUAGCUUUUUAGACAAAAUAAAACAUUCUGGGCCAGAUCUUUGUUAUCGGUUUUUGGCACCUACCUCAACA